Molecule: messenger RNA, 1359 nt
Organism: Fusarium poae
Lineage: Eukaryota; Fungi; Ascomycota; Sordariomycetes; Hypocreales; Nectriaceae
Exons: 1
Coding region: 1-1359 (452 amino acids)
Source: RefSeq, a predicted model, not a curated record
AUGACAGACGAUUCGAAAACACAUCAAGUCGCACUUGUUGACAGACGAGUACUACGUGAGCAUCUCGGGGUUGAACAUGAUGAUUUCAGUUCGACUCAGCCAAUCUUGGCUUCUGAAUCAUCACAGCCCGAGUCUGACUUCCUGCUGGUCUACACCACAAAGCCCGUCGAAGAGGUAUUCAAGUUCGGCUUGAGAGCAAGCGACAUCGUGGAUAUACGUCCCGAGCCUCAGAACGUAGACGCCGCUAUACCAGAAGACUGGGGUUUCACCACACCAACAUCAGACGGGAUCUGCAAAUACUGUCAGCUUCUACUACACCCAGAUGCACCCUCUCUGAUACAGCAUCAGCCGAAUGUGAGCCGUUUGAUGAAAUCGGGUGAGACUUGUAAUGUUUGCAAGUGGUUGGAAGUAAGCAUUCCGAAAGGCUCUCCUAGUCUUUUGGCCCGAUUUCAGGCGAAUGAUCCAGAUUUGAUCGACGAGAACAGCACCGCCUGUUCUGUGACUGUUGAGUUGACCAAGUAUGAAAAGUAUACACGGGCGAUUUGCUGGGUCGGGGAUAGACAGUUGUAUUUGAAUUGCGGUGCACCUUUGACAAUAUCAACACCGUCGCGUCUUGGAGAUCUUGCUUCACGCCGCUUUUGGGCGAAACAUGAUAGUGAGGAUCCUCAUAAGCGACAGGACUUGAUAAAGAGCUGGAUGAGCGAGUGCGAUGACCAUGAGAUAUGUCAAGUAUCUCUACCAUCGACCCGAAACGCGCCACUUCCGACUCGAGUACUCGACUUGACAGGAAGUCCAGAUUUACCUGAGUCUGUAGAUGAUAUCAAAAUCAAACUGCGAGAAACAAACAAGGAUGAGACCGGUUUGUACACCGCACUCAGCUAUUGUUGGGGCAGAGACACUGAUCUGCACUUCAAAACUACGCAGACGACAUUGGAGGCUCACAAAGCAGGAAUCGCCUGGUCAUCUCUGCCACUUGUGCAUCGCGAAGCCAUACUUACCGCAUUGUAUCUCGGCAUUCGAUAUAUCUGGAUCGACUCACUAUGCAUCAUCCAGGACUCGCAUGAAGACUGGCUGAGCGAGUCCGUAAGGAUGGGCUCUGUUUACUCAAACGCCCAUCUUACCAUCGCAGCUACAUCGUCAUCUUCACCUUCUGAAGGACUUCAUUGGCCAUAUCAAGGAGCGCGGACCGUCGAUAUACAUGGAGAGAUGACGAGUAUUCGCUUCGAGACUCAUCUCUCCAUCGAUGCAUCUUCAGAGCCUCUCAACACUAGAGGAUGGACUCUACAAGAAGCUGUUCUUCCAUCUCGUCUCGUCUGUUUUGGCAAAGAGCAAUGGCUCUGGAAAUGUCCCGGUCGGUAG